Colletotrichum acutatum is the source of this 561-nucleotide messenger RNA. RefSeq lists its product as uncharacterized. Bases 1 to 561 code for a protein of 186 amino acids. The record is from RefSeq and is a predicted model, not a curated record. The transcript has 2 exons. NCBI's taxonomy places the organism in Eukaryota, Fungi, Ascomycota, Sordariomycetes, Glomerellales, Glomerellaceae.
AUGAUGCGAGAUGUCCAAGUCGGCCGUGAGGUGCAGAAUCGGAGAGCUAUGGGAUGCGAAGUGCUGGUUCCCCGUGUGACUUGGGGCACUGGGUACCCCGAGCACAUCCAUUUCCCGUUUCGACAACAUCGUGAGAUUCUAUCCGUCAGGUGCACUCAAGGUUACGGUGGGGUGACUGCAUCUGAGAGACGAUCUUUGUUGGAGGCUUCAACGUCAGCCAGCAGGAUUUUGCCCUGCGCAUCUUCGAUAGCGGAUGUGGGGGUCGCCAAUCUUGCCCGUACAAGGCGACGAGAGGCGUGGCCUGUUGGAGAUGACGGGCAAUGGCCUCGGUCGAGACUGGCAGCUGAAGAUGAUGGAUGUGAGAAAACCCCCAUGUAUCACUACGAUGGAGUCCAGCGAACAGGUCUUGGCUCCUUGGGUGUCUUGCAGGUGGACGAGAUGGUUGCCAAAGCCACAGUUGGUGACGAUGGUGUUUUCGAGGCGGUCUACUGGCGUAUCGUUGCUAGCCUAGGCUGUGUCUUAGUUGCAUUGACGAUGAAGGACGGUCGAUAUUCGAUAUGA